Durusdinium trenchii is the source of this 2892-nucleotide messenger RNA. NCBI's taxonomy places the organism in Eukaryota, Dinophyceae, Suessiales, Symbiodiniaceae. The record is from the annotation of a GenBank genome assembly.
GGGCAGCUGGAUUAGACAGUAGGGACAGCGGCUUUGUAACGCAGUGGGCGCAUAUGGGCAGUGUCCAUGUGGAACUAUCUCUUCAAGAGGAACAAUGGCAACGGCACUAGCUAUAGGUCCCUGGAGGUGACUUUAAGCAGGGAUUUCAGUCUCGCAGACGAAGAUCCUGAUUGCCAUGGCGUUGAACCACCUUCUGUUACUGCUGCAAAGGUGAGCUUUGACUUCGACGGAGACCAUGCCUCAGCAGGUUCUAGCGAGCACCACUGGGAUGGAGAUGGAAGGAUAAAGAAGACCAAGUUUGCGAACUUCUCACGUGGGAUUAUGAAGCAACGGAGCUUCAACUGCAACUUCAACAUCGCGUCCACCAGUCUGGACGAUGAAGACAACGACUACGAGAAGGAGUCGCAGCCACAGGCGUUGCGCCACGAGUGGCACAAGCUAUGCCGCUCUUGGGUGAUCGUCCCCGAGCUCAGCGAAUCCAAGAAGGCCAAGGGCUUCGUUCAUUGGGUGGAGGUGUGGGAUCUAAGCUUCACGCUUAUGAUCUUCUUCAUUGCGUACUAUCUUCCAUGGGUCCUGGUGUUCUUCACCUGGGAUGAGCUGCCACAAUUCCACAGGAUGCUGGAAACGAUCAUGAGCCUCUGGUUUUCGGCGGAUAUGGUCCUGCAGUUUUUCAUUGCUUAUUCGAAUCCAGCCAACGACUUGUCGCAGGGUGCGUGGCAGAAAGACCCUCGGGAGAUUGUAAUGCGCUACACCGGCUUAAAUGGAGGUUUUGGAUGGUUUUGGCUCGAUUUGGCGAGCGUGACCCCCUUCUGGCUGCGCAUGAUGAAUGGUGGCAAAGCCUUCCCCGGCUUCGGGUAUUUCCAAAUGCUUUGCCUUCUUCGCGUUCUUAAGAUGUUCAGGAUGCUGAACCUCCCAAGACUUUGGCGCUUCAUGAGCCGCUGGCAAGCGUCCUUUGGGUUCUCAUACCUUGUCAUCGACUUCAUGAAGUUUCUUUUCAUUUUGACGCUCACUGCGCACUUGUUUGCCUGUACUUGGGUGGCCAUCGAAGGCAAAGUGACGCAAGGGCUUUUCAGUUACAGCACCUCUGGGCACACAUGGCUAUCAGCGAUCAUAGAGUCCAAGGGAGAUCCCUGCAAUCCAUCCGCUGCGCAGGAUAGCAAGUGCGUCUAUUGGCUGUCGCUCUACUGGGCCGUGAUGACGCUCACGAGCGUUGGCUAUGGUGACGUCUGUGCCAUUUUGAUGAUGAUCUCUGGGCUGGUCUGGGCAUAUAUCGUUGGUAGCGUGGUUUCUUUGAUUCACACCAUGGACACCUCAGUGGAGUUCAAGCAAAAUAUGGAUGAGUUGAACGAAAUGAUGGAGUCUCGAGGCUUGCCAAGAGACUUGCGAGUGAGGAUGCGAAGAUAUAUGCAUGAAUGUGUGGUGGCGAAGCAGCAAAAGAUGCAGGAGACCCUCCUACGGAGUACCAUCUCCGAAGGAUUGCAGAGAGAAGUCGCUAGGAAUAAUCAGCGCGACCUCUUGAAGAACAUCUAUUGGGCGAAGGAUUUUCCGGACGAGGCCAAGAUGGAGCUUGUCAAAUGCUUCUAUCCCUCGUUCUAUGGGCCUGACGAAGCCAUCAUGCUGCGGAAGGCUGUCUUGGUGAUCCAAAAGGGCAUCAUGGGAAUCAGGGGCCGUGUGUUGAGGCGUGGAGAUGUGAUUGGCCUGGAGAGCAUCCUGCUGGAGACCAAUAGUCUGGUGGAGACCUCUCAGCCCAGGACCUUAUCUUACUGCUUCGUCAUGAUGCUGAUGCGCGACGAUUUGCUAGAAGUUGCUCGCAACUUUGAAGAGGUGGACGGGCAGUUGAGGAGAGCUCAGAUCCGAGCCGCAGUUCGACGGGCCUUCCUCACAUCAGCCGCUCAAGUGAAGCUACACCGGAAGGCGGCUGAGGAGGAUGGACACUUGCCCCACAUACAAAGGACCUUCACCCAAAAUCAAGCAACAUUCUCUCACGCUCAGCCGAUGCAUCUAACGAGGUCAUUGACCUCGCAUGCAGCACCUGUGGCGAUUUCACCGACAGGAGGAGACUCCGCGGCAACAGCUCCAGCUCCCUUGGCUAGCGCACUAACCAGAGGGCGGUUCUCACGCGUUGGAAGCAGCUUGGAGGAGGCCACGGCGCCCGGGGCCGGGCAGCUCAACCAGACUGACCCAGCAACCCCAACGGCUUGAUCAUUAGAGAUGCUGAUUGGUUGGUGAAGAUGAGAAUGAAUGAGAUGCGACCUGAUUUGAUUCCAAAGACAGCUUUGGCACACGGUUGGAUUUUGUAUGAACAAAACGUGUCAACUACAGAAUUCGAUUGCAAUACCAUCAUUCGAUUCAAAGAAAGGCACAUAUUGGCAUGUCUUGACAAAACUCUGUUUUAAAAUCCGAACAUCCGCAGGCCCCUGCUCCUCCAUCAUGGACAGACGUACUUGAACGAAUCGAGCAGCAGAACAUCGAGAUCAAGCGGAACCAGGAGUCAAUGCUGCGACAACUACACUCUCUGCAAAGCAGAAGCACUGCAUAUCCAUCACACGGAUACUGAGACCUGCAGACCUGCAGACCUGCCACGACCUGCAGAGGUGCCAUGUCUCGUGCCACCAUGGUGUGGCACGUUGAUCGUGAUGCUGUCAGAGGCAGCAUCAACAAAGGAUCAUGCAGGAUGUGAACUUUUAGAACCCUGAAUACCAAGGAACCUGUGUAAUAGUUUGAGGACUUGCACUGCACUCUAUUUGCUUCCAGCCUGGAAGUCUUCCGAUUGAUCGAGGUUGUCCAAGUCCUUUUUGCGUCAGCUGACCCUUCGCAAAGCCGAGGAGACAGCAUAGCCAGUCUCACCAUCGACCCACGUUUUGCAAAUCCUGCGAAAUAUGGUGUUGCAGC